UUUGCACGUUGGACGGCGAGGGGGUGCUCGAACAGAGCGAGUUGAAUGACAAUAAAACGGAGGCGAAAACGUAGGAUACCGCAACGUUAAACAAUCCUGAUCCAUCCGUAUGGAGGCGGCCGUCAACCCGUCUCUUGACAGUCUUUUAGGGUUGUAAGUUUGCUGACAUUACAUCGUCAUGGCAACGAAGGUGUAAAAUUGGCUAUAACUUUACACGGAAAAGCAGCACUGUGCGAGUGGGGCUGGCUGUCAUGAGUGGGAUGGAACAAAGUUCCGGCAAGCGAAUUCGGAAACCCUCGCUGCUGUACGAGGGCUUUGAGAGUCCGUCUCUGCCCUACGCGCCUCCGCCCGGCCCUCUUCCACCCCAACAGCCCCAGGUCAAGGACCUCAGUCAACAGGGACGAGCGACCAACCAGCUGCAGUUCCUCCACAAGGUGUUGGUGAAGGCAUUGUGGCGGCAUUAUUUCGCGUGGCCUUUCCAUGAACCUGUGGACGCGGUCCGACUCAACUUACCUGACUACCAUAAGAUCAUAAAACAGCCGAUGGACUUGGGCACCAUCAAGAAACGACUGGAGAAUAACUAUUACCGCAGCGCAAGUGAAUGCUUGCAGGACUUCAACACAAUGUUCACCAACUGUUACAUCUACAACAAGCCUACAGAUGAUAUAGUGCUGAUGGCACAAUCUCUGGAGAAGGUCUUCUUACAGAAAGUUGCCCAAAUGCCCCAGGACGAGAUUGAGUUGCUCCCUCCGGCUCCGAGGGGCAGAGGAGCCAAGGCUGUCAAAGGACGCAGAGGGAGAGGUGGAGGAAGUUUUAUAAGUGCUCACCAGGUGCCUGCAGUAUCUCAGUCGGCUUAUUCUCCUUCAUCUCCUGAUACACCAGAUUCUCGGUUCUCCACCCCUCCACUGACCCUGCUGAACAACGGUGUUCUUCCUCCAUCACUGAUGAACACACCUCCCACUCAACCCACUGCAAAGAAGAAGGGCGUAAAGCGUAAAGCCGACACCACCACUCCCACUACGCUUGGCUUCUCUGCUCCCGGACGUAUGGGAGGUAUGGGAAAAGGCCACGGAUCAGGUGGAGAGAUGCCCUACUCACUAUCUUCCAUGCCUAUAGAUUGCACUCCCAGCAUAGGCGUGGUCAGGGGUGUGAACGAACCCUCCCACCUGCAGCCCGUCUUGGGGCGACCGCUGUCUCGACGGCCAAUCAAACCACCGUGCAAGGACCUGCCUGACUCGGUGCGACCCCAUCAGCCCUCGCGACGCGGGAAGCUGAGCAAGCAGUUACGCUACUGCAGCGGUGUCCUUAAAGAGCUGCUGUCCAAAAAACAUGCAGGGUACGCAUGGCCAUUUUACAAACCAGUGGACGCAUCAAUGCUGGGUCUACAUGACUACCAUGACAUUAUAAAACACCCCAUGGACCUCAGCACUAUCAAGAGGAAGAUGGAUGAGCGCGAGUACAGAGAUGCUCAGCAGUUCAGUGCUGAUGUCAGACUCAUGUUCUCCAACUGCUACAAGUACAACCCACCAGAUCAUGAUGUCGUCACCAUGGCACGCAAACUACAGGACGUAUUUGAGUUCCGCUUCGCAAAGAUGCCCGACGAGGUUUCGGAGGAGGAGGAAUUAUCUCCCAUGCCACUGGGGCGGAACAUGGGCAUGCACCACCCCUCUUCCUCAUCAUCUUCCUCUUCUUCAUCCUCCUCUUCCUCCUCAUCAGAGAGUGAGCCGAGCAGUGACAGCGAGCCCAGCAGCGACAGCUGCCCGAGUUCUGACAGCGAGGAGGAGCGAGCACAACGCCUGGCCCAACUGCAGGACCAGGUGUGUACUCAGCUUAGAGCUGUGCACGAGCAGCUGGCUGCUCUCUCCUCCGGCCCCAUCGUCAAACCCAAGAGAAAACGAGAGAAAAAGAAGGACAAAAGAAAGAAAAAGAAGCUGGAGAAGUGCAGAGGAAGCAGAGGUUUGAUGAGUGAUGAGCGCGAAAAACCUGCCAAGAUGUCUAAGAGCAAAUCGAGCCGAACGUCAGUCUCAUCCGCACAGAGCAAGAAGGGGCCUGCUAAAAAAAGCAACAAAAGCAAAAAUGCAAAGAAAUCAUCCUCGUCAUCUCAUUUUGCGGCAGCCGCUGUCUCCAUCCCUCACUACGACUCUGAGGAGGAAGAGGAUGGUCUUCCUAUGAGUUACGAUGACAAACGACAGCUCAGUCUGGACAUCAACAAGCUGCCUGGGGAGAAACUCGGCCGCGUGGUGCACAUCAUUCAGUCGCGUGAGCCCUCCCUGCGCGACACCAACCCAGAGGAGAUCGAAAUCGACUUUGAGACGCUCAAGCCAUCCACACUGCGUGAAUUAGAACGAUAUGUAAUGACCUGCCUGCGCAAGAAGCCCCGCAAACCUUACGUAGUGAAGAAGGGAGGAAGUGGGAAGAGCCAAGAAGAGCUGGCUCUGGAGAAAAAGAGAGAACUGGAAAGAAGACUACAAGAUGUGAGCGGACAGCUGAACUCUGCCAAGAAACCACAGAAACCUAAAGUGGAGAAACCCAGCAGCGUAGAACCUCACACCAUGUCAUCUCGUCUCAGCGCCAGCAGCUCCAGUUCAGACUCCUCCUCUUCAUCCUCGUCGUCCUCCUCUUCAGACACCAGUGACUCUGACUCAAGGUGAAGAGAUCUUCUUCUAGAGCUAUUCAAGAAGUGGGCUCUUCCAGCACACACUAUUCUGGAGCUGUAGCCCGCUGUACACAAGGACACGUCAUUUUCCGUGCUCCCUAAUCCUGUGCUUGCUGUUUAUUUCUGUGUAAAAAAACAAACAAAAAAACAAAAAUGUAUAUAUUGUGAAGGAUGAUUUUUGUUUCUUUUAUAAAGAAGACUUUUACCAAAAUGCCCAUAAUGGGAAACUCCAAUGGGAGUAUAUAACCAUAACUAUUCUUAGUUGAUGACACAGCUUGUUGUUUUGUUUUUGCUUCCAUUUUGACUCUAAACAACAUUUAUGGUUUAUCUCUGUACCACUUUAAAAACCAGGGCUGGUGUUUCUGUCACAUUUUGAGCAACCAAAACUUGUGUGAAGGUACACAUCCCUUAAAAAUCGAACUACUAUGGAGGGGAUUCACAAUAUAAACCCAAACUGAAAAUAUGAAUGACUUUUCUUUGCAUUGGCUUUAAAGAGUUUAUAUUUCUGUGCUUCAAUGCACUGUACGGUUUUGGAAUUUGUUUCGGAUACAUAAUGUAUGCUGAGUAGUUCAUAACGGUGUAUGAAUGAAUGCUGUCUAGUUUUUUCAGCUUGAUAUUGCCUUGAUCUUGUAAGACAUUGAGUUCUUUUAAUUACAUUUUAUUUCUUUACAUGGUCAAAUCAAUGACAAAUAAUCAGACACUCUUACCAUAUUAUCAGUCAUAUUAGGCGUCUGUGAGAUGUUAGUGAUGACACAUUAUCUCUCAUAUAGUGAAGCAUUGAAAAUAACAGCCAUAAUGCCUCAUUGGAUUUCAGAAGAUGGACUGUAUUUGUUGAUAAGCACUAGAGAACAACUACUAGACUCAGUUGUUAUACAUUAGGUAUUUGAAAAGUUAUUAGGUUGAAUGUCAACUUAAGACAAAUGAGAUUUUCGGGGAAUUGUAGAGGCAUUGCAUUUAAGCAAUAGAAUGAAUAUUUAUUAAACAAUGUUACAUAUUUCCUGUAUAUAGUUUGCAUUAUGCCAUGAUGCUGUUCCUUCUGCUUCUCUCAUUUUGUAUUUAUUUGCAUUGCUUUUCUAAAAUAUUCUUUUUGAAUGUAUGACAAGUGGCUUUUCUGUUUGUUUGUUUUUUUUGUGUGUGUAUGAAUUGACCUAUUCUGUAUCUGCAGUAUAAUUAAGAGUUUAUGCACUCUGAAUUACACAUUGGUUUUUAUUUGGAUGGAAAUACAAAUACAACAAGUGA
This is a messenger RNA of Myxocyprinus asiaticus (Chinese sucker), 3895 nucleotides long. RefSeq names its product bromodomain-containing protein 2-like. Gene Ontology annotation, biological process: regulation of DNA-templated transcription; chromatin remodeling. The transcript is spliced from 13 exons. The record is from RefSeq and is a predicted model, not a curated record. Gene Ontology annotation, cellular component: chromatin; nucleus. NCBI's taxonomy places the organism in Eukaryota, Metazoa, Chordata, Actinopteri, Cypriniformes, Catostomidae. The coding region runs from base 252 to 2651 and encodes 799 amino acids.